AUGGCAGAGUCGGCAGCAGCUGAUGAUUAUCGGAAACACUUGCUGGCAGCCCUCGAAAGUAUUGAACGACCUGGCAGCUUCAGCUUUGGGGCUUCGCUCAAGAGCUUCUUCCAUCCUGGAUUGGAGGUUCCUGAGCUUGGUUCUGUUGGACUACCGCUAACGUAUGAGCAGGCACAACAACUGGCAAAACUCUGUUCCCAAGCACCCUUUGGGCGGAGGGAGAGAAUCAUCUACGAUGACAGCGUCCGCAAGUGUCUGCAGCUGUCACCCGACCAGUUCAGCCUGGCUGGCCCCGGAUGGGAUGCGCAAGUCCAAAAGCUGGCAAAUCAGGAAGUGAAGCGAGGCCUCGGGCUUCCUGAGGGCGUCAAAAUUGUGGCAAAUGCUUACAAACUUCUUUUGUAUGAGGUCGGCGGCCACUUCAAAGUCCACCAAGAUACCGAAAAAGAGGACGGCAUGUUCGGGACUCUGGUUUUCGUGCUGCCAUCGGCGCAUUCUGGAGGGGAGCUUGUGGUACGUCACGCGGGUAAGAAGAACACGUACGACUAUGCCAGGGAGGACGUCUACGCAAUCCACUAUGCUGCAUUCUUUGCGGACUGCGAGCACGAGCUUCUGCCCAUCCAAACGGGUUACCGACUAGCCCUGAUCUAUAACCUCGUCGUGAAGAGCUCAAAUCGAUUCCAAGGCCCUGCCGACAACACAAAAGCUACCGCAGAAGUCGCCGAAGCCAUUAAGCGAUGGACCCAAGAUAGCAACGGAACCAAGAGAGUGGUCUUUCCUCUGGAGCACCAGUACACCCAGGAGAGCUUGUCGUAUGACAGGCUGCGUGGGAGAGACAUAGCGACGGUCGAAGUCCUCCUGCAGGCAGCUAAGACCCGCAACGCCCCUGACGUCCACCUUUAUCUGGGAAUGCUACAGAAGUUCGAAUCGCGCAAGGUGGCCUAUCCUGAACGCGACUUCGACACCUCAUUUGCCUUCAGCAACGCUGUACCCUUGCAUGGUUACUCAGGCACCUACAAAUGCAUCAGAAUCAAGGGAGAGGAGCUGAUAUCCGAGAUCGCUCUCGCCGGCCGGGAAUGGGAAGAAGAGGAGGAGCGCUCCACCGGGAAUGAGGGGACCAUGGAAGAGCGCUGGUUCCACCACGCCGCUCUGGUGAUUUGGCCGCAUGCCAGACACUGGAAGAUAGCCUACAAAAACGACCAAUAUACGGUUCUGAAGGAAGCAUGUUCUCUCUCCGACACCGUGACAGCUUUGCCGCGCCUUCUGGAAGCCGCCUGCUUGACCCAGGGUCGGCUCAGUCUCGGAGAAGCAAGCACUGUCGCAACGCUGGUACUUGAGCACGGACACGUGUAUGCCGUCGAAGAGCUGGCGGUCGCCGUCAAAGAGCUCUGCGCGCCGCACUGGCGGCUCUCCAAUACCUCCGAUCCGACAGUGGCGGGGCUGAUCGCAAAACACGGCUACGUGGACCUCGCAAAGGUGUUCAUCCGAAAGUACGGGGGCCCACGGUACUCCGAAGAUCCCGGCGUCGUGGUCCUUCUCGGGGCCCGUUUCGGUUGGAAAGCUUUAGAAACGGCUGUCAUUGACUGGCUGCAUCGAACCUUUGCCCUCGCGUAUGGAGACGAAGACUGCUUCCGGUUGCUGCUUCAGAUUUGCGACGCCGCUCCAAAGGAGCAGAUGAACAUUGAUAUAGAAACACAGACUGGAGAAAAUGGAAAGGGGCUGUCGGUCGGGACCGGGCGCACUGAAGGGGACUCAAAUAUCCUCGGAAAUGAGCAGGAGAGAUGGGCCGUAGUUGACAAAGCCCUAGCAGCGUUGGUUACGUCUACGUCCACAAAGUGGUCAGGCUCAUCCAGCGGUCUGACUCGUCUGACAGAACUCUUGUCCAAACACUACUUUGGACAAGUCCUGGAGCGGUUCGGGUGGCAGCCUUGGAUGCCCGCCAUCGACUGCCUCAUCUUAGACAGUCUGACGUGUUCACUGAAUGCGAUCCAGGGUUUGCUUGGGGCCGUUACAGUGCUCCAUCCGGACGUUGAGAUGCUCGGUGCCUCGUCCGAACGGACUCAGGCGGCGGCCACGUCCGGAAACGUCGCUUCCAUGGCUGCGGACAUUUGUCAGAAGCUGUCCGGCAAACUGGUGUCCCAGUUGCUCGACGAGAACGAGUCGAACAGCUCUGCGGAGCGCUAUCCCUACACCCAGUACUACAUCUCCCGGCUGCUAGGGGCGCUGCACUGCUGGGGCUUCGACGGCGACGCUUUGAAAAAGCUGGUCGCUCACUUUGUGGCCCAUCCGCAGCUCUAUGACCUAGAUAAAGCUCUCCUGCCGGCGCUUACAGAGCUCUGGGCCUGGCUGAAAGAGCUGAAAGAGGCAACUUCCCCGGCCUGGAUCGUCGAGUUUUGCCGAGGCUGUCUCGAAGCGCUUGAUAGGAGCCGCGGCGACCCCCCGCUGAGAGCGCGCGAUUGGGCGGCGCGUGUGGAGUGCGGCUGCGGCUGCCUGUACUGCAAGCAUCUCGUUGAGUUCUGCCUCGAUCCGGUGAAGAUAGAGACACAAUCAUUUGCGGGGCUGGGUAUACAGGCGAAGGCGCACGUGAUCGACUCCAUCCAGCGAGAAGAAACAGUCUACGACGACAGCGUCCGCAAGUGUUUGCAGCUGUCCCCCGACCAGUUCAGCCUGGCGGGACGCGGAUGGGACGCUCAAGUCCAGAAGCUGGCAAAUCAGGAAGUGAAGCGAGGCCUCGGGCUUCCUGACGGCAUCAAAGUUGUGGCAAAUCCUUACAAGCUUCUCUUAUAUCAAUUCGGCGGCCACUUCAAAGUCGACCGAGAUUCUGAGAAAGAGAACGGCACGUUUGGGACUCUGGUCUUCGUGCUGCCAUCGGCGCAUUCUGGAGGGGAGCAUGUGAUACGUCACGCCGGGCAGACAAAUACGUACGACUUUGCCAACGAUGACGUCUACGCGAUCCACUAUGCUGCAUUCUUUGGGGAAUGCGAACACGGGAUCUUGCCAAUCCAAGCGGGCUACCGACUAGCCCUAAUCUAUAACCUCAUUGCAAAGGUAAGUCAUGAAGAUAUACCGUACGCCACCUGGGUGCGAGCCAAGGAGGCGAUUCCUCGGCCCUGGAAGAGGAAGGGCUCGGGCCGAGUUCCGAAGAAGCGCUUCUUCGUCUUGGAUCUCAAGCAACUUAGUCAGGGUUCCGAUGCAGAGAUUGACAGAGCGGCCUCCGAGUAUGACAGCGAGGCGGAGUGGGAGGCUCAGGGAGUCGAGCGGGAGAAAGAGCGGAAAGCGAGACGUGUGGAGAGAAAUGCAGCUGCGUUCACCGCUCGACACCCCCCGGUUGCCGGCGGGCCGAAGCGGCGUGCUUCGAUCGCCCUGGAGGAGGGUCCACGGCCGCAGAAACGAAGCCGGCUGUCCCUCCCAGCUAUUCUCCCCUCUCCCCAGACCCUAAAACCCCAAUUCCUCGAAUACCUCCCCAUCGUCCAGGGGAAUGAGCUGCCUCGGUCGCCGCUGUCCAGAAACUCCGCUCCAGAUCCCUAUGCAGAGGCUUCUCUGCUCGCCAUGAUGGCAUUCUACGCGUCUCCCAGUCCGAGCGAGACGAGUCGAGACGGCGGGGAAGAGAGACUCGUCGCGGGAAACGUCGAUUCCGGUUCUCAGAGAGGGGUGAGGGGUGAGGAGGAACUUGUGGUGCGAGAAAAUUCGGGGGAACCUCCGGGUGUCGAAAGGGUGCAGGAGGAGGAGAACGGAGAGACUGUCACAGGAGCUGUCCCAGACGCGGAGCGAGGGGGCGGUGGGUCAGGGGACAACGAGAACGGGGGAGCUGUGCCAGACGCCGAGACUCAGGCGAGAGCGGGCGAUGCUGGGCAGGAGGAAGACCGCGAGGUGCUCCGUAUCCAGGCUCGCGACGCGGGAGGGCCUGAGGGGGAUGAAGACGAAGACGAAGAGGAUAUUCGUGUCAUCCCUCGGCGGCGGCCCCGCGGGAGAGCCGUGAUCUUGGAGAACGAGCGGCGGCCCCGCGGGAGAGCCGUGAUCCUGGAGAACGGGCGGAGACAAAACGCAGAGAAGCCUGUUAUCCAGGUGGACCGCAUGGGCAAGAUCAAGGACCUCGUUCGACUCCCGAUACACUUUGUACGUUUCAACCCCGCCAAGAGGCGCUAUGGGCUCCUGAAAGACCUUCUGGAACGCCUUUUUCUCGAUUCCAAAGGCGCAGAGAAUGCCGCAGGAGUAUAUGUGCACUUCGUUGGGUACCCUGAGGAUAGGGUCCGAGAGCUCAACGACGAGGAAGAAUUCUGCUUCCAGUACGCAUCAGUCGCAAGUAUUGAUUGA
Molecule: messenger RNA, 4311 nt
Organism: Klebsormidium nitens
Lineage: Eukaryota; Viridiplantae; Streptophyta; Klebsormidiophyceae; Klebsormidiales; Klebsormidiaceae
Source: the annotation of a GenBank genome assembly